AUGCGCCUUCGUAGCACCCGAGAUGAACCUAUUUUUCGCUCUGACGACCAGUCCAAGGAUGACGAUGUCUUCGAUGAUCAAUUAGAGGUGCAACAUGCGGACGACGACGAUAGAGAUGCUGACGGUGAUGCGACAAGUGAUGACGACGAUGCCGCUCCAGACCCCGGGGGGGAUUCCACCACCGAGGCAAAAACCUACUCAAGCCAGCCCAAGAAGCAGCGCAACACGGGGGCCGGCAUGAUCCAAAGCCGCAAAACCUUCCACGACAUCCCCCACUACCCCCUAGAGACGCGCAUUGUGACGCGUGUCUAUGCCGGCCCACUGCGCCGCUAUGCCCGCUACAGCGCCCUCCGCGAUGCCAUGUACGGCCCGGAGUACGCGCGCAUCAAGGUCAUCUGGGACCUCGAGAUCCGCUGGGCCGACUUCCCCGUCCUGCCCCCGAGGCUGCCGCCCGAGCACCAGCACGGCGUCCUGCCGAGCCCCUGGUUGCCAAGUGGCCACGAGCGCGGCCAGGAAAAGAGGGCCUUCCAUUGGUACGACGACGUGCAGAUCAGUGCCCCCGAGCUUCAGCGGUCCCGCGUGCUCGCCCGCGAGGAGGGCCAGCGUCUGGUCCCUCAGGUCGAGGGUGAUAUUGUCACCCUCGUUGGACCCUGGGACAGGCAAAAGGAGGUGAGGAUUGGCCAGGGUGGGAGUCUGUCCACUUCACCGUCGGGGCUGCCGGUGGAUGACCCUGACGCCUCAAAUGACAGGACGCCAAGCGGCUGGACGCUGAACGUGGGCGGCAUUCCGCUCGCCAUGUCGUGGGCAGCGUUGUCCCGUGAGGAUAUCCAGGUCCUUGCCGUGGCGACAAUACCCUUCUCCGACCAGGAGCCAGUUCCCCGUGAGGAGUUGGACGAGGAGAUGGCUUCGAGACAGACAGGGUGUAUCCAACUCUGGGAAUUUGUUCCCGAGAAGAUUCCCGGGAAGCUCGCCUCCCCUUCGGCCCGGCCUCCGAGGUUACUCAGUGUCAAAUGCUUUAACUGGGGCCGACCAAAACGGCUUGCGUUCUGCCCGGUCCCGCUCGACUCUUCUCAUCUCUAUGGGUUGCUCGCUUUCCUCAACGAUGACGGAAGCGUUCGCGUUAUUGACGCUAAGGUCGUCGGUGAUGAGGACGCCCCCCUCUACGAAGACUACGACGUCAGCGUCACCUGCCUAACCUGGGUGAAUACGAACCGCAUCUCCCUGGGCCACUCGGACGGCUCCAUCACCCUGUGGUCCAUUUACCCGCGCCAGCUGUUGCAGCGCGUGGGCGCCCACACCACCAACGUUAUCGACAUCUGCUCGGCCUACCCCUCGAACCCCUACCUCGUCGCAUCCAUCCCUGUGGGCGGCUGCGCCACUCUCACGGACCUGUCCCAGCCGAGCUCCGAGGUCACCUACUUCCCCGUGCCCGCCAUCAGCUUCCAGCCAAACCUGCUCUGCUGGAACGAGUCGAUGCAGGGGCUUCAUGGCGCUCAAAAAGGCGAGCCCCUGCGCAAACUUAAGAUCUUUGAGCACGAGUACAGGCCCAUUGACCAAGAGGGUCAAGGCCAGCCCGGUGGGUUGGCGACGUCGGGGCUGAGGGGCGCGGCGAGGAUCCUGCAAGGCUUUCUUCCUGAAGAGAACGAUGAUCCGAGGACCGAGAAGCGGAAAGAGAUGGAUAGGAAGAAACGAGCGGCCAAAAAGAAAAAGGCUAGUAAGAAGAAAGCUGGUGACGAGGCUGAAGACCGCGAGGCCGAGCUUGACGAGAAGCUCGCGUCCCGGGUAAUCAUCCACGAGCCGCUAACACGCGUGACGACUAUUCUAUGGAACCCUAAUGUGCAGUUUAGCUGCUGGGCGGCGUGCGCCAUGGCCUCGGGCCUGAUCAAAGUCAUGGAUCUCGGGGUAGAGUGA
Molecule: messenger RNA, 1911 nt
Organism: Chaetomium globosum CBS 148.51
Lineage: Eukaryota; Fungi; Ascomycota; Sordariomycetes; Sordariales; Chaetomiaceae
Exons: 4
Coding region: 1-1911 (636 amino acids)
Biological process (GO): transcription by RNA polymerase III
Cellular component (GO): transcription factor TFIIIC complex
Molecular function (GO): protein binding
Source: RefSeq, a predicted model, not a curated record